Molecule: messenger RNA, 756 nt
Organism: Spodoptera littoralis (African cotton leafworm)
Lineage: Eukaryota; Metazoa; Arthropoda; Insecta; Lepidoptera; Noctuidae
Source: the annotation of a GenBank genome assembly
AUGAAAGACGUAAUAGAUGUGAUGGCAUUACAGAGUAGUAGACGAGAAAGACGAUUACCUGAUUACCGUAGUGCUCCAAGUCAUAGUUUAGCAACAAAUUUCAUAUUUGAGUGUGGCAUAAAACUAGGAUUACAACCGGCGACUGUAGCUACAGCUGCUAUAUUUUAUCAUAAAUUCUUUAAGGAAGCUGAUAAAAAUGAUUAUGAUUGCUACGUGAUUUGUACUGCUUGUUUGUGUGCGGCGGGGAAGUCACGAGAUGAACCUGUGAGACUGAGAGAUGCAGUGAAUGUUGCACAUAAUUCUAUCAACCGUGGUGCGGGGCCUUUGGAAUUGGGCGAUGAGUACUGGUCGUGGCGGGGAGCUGUUGCUCAGGCAGAGUUGCUAGUGCUGCGACUACUCGGCUUCAACUUGGACGCACCAUCUCCUCACAGAUACCUCCUUCACUACUUGCGUACGCUGCAGGAAUGGUUCCCACCGUCACAGUGGCGCUCUGCCCCCAUUGCUCGCACUGCUAUGGCGUUCUUGCAAGACUUCCACCAUUCCCCAUCUAUUCUAGAGUACAGAGCUCCUCAUGUAGCAGUAGCUUGUUUGACUCUGGCACUCCAUGUCUUGGGAGUGUCGGUACCAUUGGCCUCCACAUUAGAUGAUGAUGCUGCAUGGUAUUCGGUAUUUACCAAAGAUUUACAAAAGGAGAAGAAUUGGGAGAUAAUGGAGAAAAUAAUGCAGGUGUAUAGUAGAGAGCCCGAACCUAUAUAG